UUGCUUAGUGGGGGUGCCAAGUGUCAGACCCCCACCAAUCUGAUAUUGAAGUUCUAUCCUCUGGAUCUGUAGCCCAGACAGCCCCUUAAAUGAGUAACUUUGCACAAUAUAUUUGGUGGCCCCAUCAUAUACUACAUGUGUAGCAGUAUACCAUCCUAUGCUUUAACUUUCUAAAAAUGUAGAGAGUUCUUGCAGCUAUGUAUACUUGUCUCAGCGUGCAGAAACAGAGAGGACUGUCUGCAGUUGUGUGCUUGGUGUCCAAGAAUAAGCAUUUAUGGUAUGGAAUCUGGUACAUAGUAUUCAAAGCUCAUAAACAGCAGAUAUGUAUAAAGUAGAUCAGUGUAUCUCUGUAGGCACAUGUGAGGAAGCCUUGUGUGUUCCACAUUAGCAUACCGAAUGGCUGACACCCCGCUGUAUUUUUCAGACGGCUAGUAAUUGCAGCCUCUCCCUGUGUCAGGCACACCCAGGUUGUGCUCUCCCGCUCUGGAAUCAGAGCUUCUCACAGAUAUCUGUCAACAAAAAAAGAUUUUGUUACCGGCGUUCACAGCAAGUACACUAACAGGUCUAAAUGGCUGACUUCUCUCGUCCUUCUAUUUCCUAUGAUUUGCCUCUCUGGCGUCCAGACUCAGUAAAUAGUGAACGUAAGUUGUUCCUGGGCUCUCCUUCAUCAGAAACCUACUCAACAGAGUCCUACACCAAAAAUGUGUCCUAUUCUCAAAGCAUCGAAGAGACCUUUAAAACCACAGUGAAAGUGACAUCUGAGACCAAACCUUCACUCAACCUGGAGGAUGGAGAGGAGAAGCUUAACACAGAGCUGUCCGCCUUCCAAGACAAGAUUAGAUACCUGGAGAAACAGCGUGAGGUUUUGCAGGAGCGUUGGUCAAUGCUACAAGUAGAAGACAACUCUGAAAAAGAUCUGGAACCCAUUUAUAUGUCUUAUAUAAGUCGCCUCCUUGGACAAGUCAACGGUGUAACCAAGAGAAACAACCAAACUCAGAAGGACAUGCUGCAAUUUAUGGAUUCUGUCAAUGACGUUAAAGACAAGUUUGAAGAGCAGUUGUGUGUACGUAAUGACUCGGAACAUGCUUUUGUGACACUGAAAAAGGAUGUGGACACUUGUAGCUUAGACCGAUCCGAACUGGAAGCAAAACUCCGGGAGCUAAGUGAGACCAUCAAGUUCAUGAAGUCAGUUUAUGAACAUGAACUGAAAGAGGUCAUAGAAGAGUCUGGGGACAUUUCAGUGAUGGUGAAUAUGUCCCAUUCCUGUCCAUUAAACCUGGAGAGUGUGGUACAGGAGGUGAAGGAACGGUAUGAGAGCAUUGUAGCUCGGAGUCGAGAAGAGGCACAAUCGCUCUCACGGAUUAAGUUACAGCAAGGGGUAAAGCAAGCUGGACGUUAUGAGGUAGACCUGGAGAACAACCGCAUUCAUAUCACACAGCUCAACAGCAAGAUCCAGAGGCUGAGGUCAGAGGUCCUAAGCAUCCAGAACCAGUGCGUACAACUGGAGACACGCGUGUCGGUGGCCAAGACUAAAAGUAAUACCUCUGUCCGAGAUGCCAAUGCAAAGCUUGUGGAAGUACAGGAAGCUCUGCAGAAAGCAAAGCAGGAGGUCGCCCGGCAGCUCCGAGAAUACCAGGAGCUGAUGAACGUCAAACUGUCUCUGGAUAUUGAGAUUAUCACAUAUAGAAAACUGCUGGAAGGAGAAGAGUGCAGGUUAAAGUCACCUACUUUUGUGAAUAUUCACCGUGAAACUGGUAAGGACACAAUCCUAACUGAAUAUUUUUUGCGUUCUUUUUUCUUCCUUUCUUUUCUUUCAUCUUUAAGGGGACUAGUAUCCUGUGUAAAAAAAUAUUGUUUGCAAAUGUUAGAGAGAAUGAAUACCAGGUUUCUGAGGGUAUGCUCCAGCCUUCUAAAAUUGACCUUAAGUCUCAUACUGAUUAUUUAUGACUACUAUAGAGCAAAGGUCUCAACAUGUCACUGAGUAUUUUCUAGGGGGUCAGAAAUAUUUGAUAAGUCCUUUAUAACCAAUUAAAGGGGUAUUUUGGUUAUGUGAAGUUAAAGUUACUAUUAGAUCAGCAAUAAAGUUACUAUUAGAUGUAAUGUUUAAGUUUCUAUUAGAUCAGUGGGGGUACUAUUGCUGGGAACCCCACCUUAUCAUGAGAAUAUCUAGUAGAGCCCUCUGAAACAAAUGGAGCAGCCAGUCGGCCAUGCAUGCAGUCACUCCAGAACUCCUAGAAAUGAAUGGAGUGCCUGCACCUAUGCCUAACCACACACUCUGUUCAUUUUGGCUGCUCCACAGGAUACUGGGUUCCUGUUCUCAUAUUUGGUGGGAUAUCAGUGAUACGACCUAAUAGUUAUUCCCUAUCCUGUGGACACGGGAUACGGAAUACCCCUUUAAGACCACCCUAAUAUGAUAA
Bufo bufo (common toad) is the source of this 2417-nucleotide messenger RNA. Its product is annotated as keratin, type II cytoskeletal 80-like. Gene Ontology annotation, molecular function: structural constituent of skin epidermis. The record is from RefSeq and is a predicted model, not a curated record. NCBI's taxonomy places the organism in Eukaryota, Metazoa, Chordata, Amphibia, Anura, Bufonidae. The transcript is spliced from 9 exons. Gene Ontology annotation, biological process: keratinization; intermediate filament organization. The coding region runs from base 569 to 1981 and encodes 470 amino acids. Gene Ontology annotation, cellular component: keratin filament.